Molecule: messenger RNA, 894 nt
Organism: Pestalotiopsis fici W106-1
Lineage: Eukaryota; Fungi; Ascomycota; Sordariomycetes; Amphisphaeriales; Sporocadaceae
Exons: 3
Coding region: 1-894 (297 amino acids)
Source: RefSeq, a predicted model, not a curated record
AUGGCUAAUGCGUAUUAUGUGGCCUAUACCGUGUUGGUAGCGAUACCCAUCGUGGUCCUCCUGCCACUCUUUAUAUCCAGUUUGUGGACCGUGCCCCAAGGCAAGGACACGGCCAGACGUGGGUUCCGAUGGAUGAAGAUUGCACUUGGUUUGAUGUUGAUUGGUACCAUCCUUAUUACCGCGAGCGCCGCUGAAAUCAAUCGCCUCAUUGACUGGGACUCGUACAUCACGGACCCUGAUGAUUAUUAUCGCCGCGAGGAAAUCAUAAACAGGGUAGGCGAUUGGAGUUAUCUCUUUCUCCAGGUGGCAUUGCAAUUUACAUUUCUCGCCACCCUCGAGGUCGCCCUCGGCAUUCUCUACUGCUGGGAUGCGGGCCGGCGGGCGCGCACCGUUAUCCAGUGGGCAGCCUACGCCUUUGUCCUGGUCGAGUCCUUGUUCACCCUCGUCAUCAUGGGCUACUGGGAGUCGUACUACACGGCGCUGUUCAAGUACAUUAGGAACGAUAGGAGCGGCGACGGCUACCCCGACGGAGCGUCGCUGUUCCGCCUGUAUAAUGUCCAGGCAACGUACAGCAUCCUGCUCGGCGUCGCGGCGACGGCUCUCCUCGGCUUGGCCGUCGUCGUCGUGGUUCGGGCUCGCAAGUACGCAAGUCAUCGCCAGACUGCGGUUCUCGUUCUCGUCGCCAGUCUCUUCUUUUGGAUCUCUUCGCUCUGGAACAUGGUUACCGCGAUCCUGGUUUACCUCGAGGAAAAGCACAUUGACAGACGGGCAAACCUGAUUGUCGACCCAAUCUUGUCCGAGUGGUUUGUGGCGGUAACACUUGCCCUGCUCUUUAUCGCUGGGCGCAGAAGGCUUGGCGGUCUCUGGUCCAAGGGGGAGCACGUAUCGGUAUGA